Synchiropus splendidus (mandarinfish) is the source of this 2127-nucleotide messenger RNA. Its product is annotated as cytochrome b-c1 complex subunit 2, mitochondrial. Gene Ontology annotation, cellular component: mitochondrion. Lineage: Eukaryota; Metazoa; Chordata; Actinopteri; Syngnathiformes; Callionymidae. The coding region runs from base 69 to 1448 and encodes 459 amino acids. Gene Ontology annotation, molecular function: metal ion binding. The record is from RefSeq and is a predicted model, not a curated record. The transcript is spliced from 14 exons.
AUUGUGGGUAAGACGUUGAUAGGCCGCCAUAUCUGUCUCACACCGGCUGAAGGAGAGAGUCGGGAGUCAUGCGACGAAUCCAGGCUCUAAACAAUCUCUCCAAACGCUGCUAUGCAGCUGCCCGGAGGAGUAACACACUGACUCAGCCUUUGGCCGGAAGCAAAGCGCCCUUGCCUGUGCCGCUCCCUCCUCAAAAUGUCCAGGUGUCCAAGCUGCCAAAUGGUCUGGUUGUGGCGUCACUGGAGAACUACUCUCCUGUUUCUAGCAUUGGUGUUUUUGUGAAAGCUGGGAGUCGCUAUGAGACAGCUGGUAGCCACGGUGUCUCUCAUGUGCUUCGACUGGCAGCAAACCUGACAACAAAAGGAGCAUCAGCCUUCAAGAUCUGUCGUGGGAUUGAAGCCCUUGGAGGGAGUCUGAGUGUGACGUCAUCAAGAGAAACUAUGGUCUACACUGCAGACUGUCUGAGGGAUAAUCUAGCUGAGAUUUUGGGAUAUUUGGCCAAUGUGACCUCGGCUCAAGAGUUCAGACCCUGGGAGGUUGAGGAUCUAGUGUCCAGGGUGAAGAUUGACAAGGCGCUUGCGAAGGAGUGUCCUCAGAUUGGUGUAGUUGAAAAGCUGCAUGAGGCAGCAUAUAAAACUGGCCUUGCCAACUCACUCUACUGCCCGGAUUACAUGGUCGGCCGCAUCUCCUCUGAAAAACUGGAGUCAUUUGUGCAGGAUAAUUUUACUUCCGGCAGAAUGGCUCUAGUUGGACUCGGUGUGGACCACGCUGCCUUGAGGCAGGUGGGUGAGAGUCUCCUGAGUGUCCGCACCGGUCCUGGAGCCAGUGCCGAUAAGGCGGUGUACCGUGGAGGUGAGCUCCGGAUGCAGAACAGCGACGACCUGGUGCACGCUCUGAUCGCUGUCGAAGGUGGGGUGUCGGGAAGCGCCGAGGCUAACGCUUUCAGCGUGCUGCAAAGAAUUCUGGGAGCUGGCCCUCACGUGAAGAGGGGUGCGAACACCACCAGUAAACUGAGUCAGGGUAUUGCCAAAGCUACCGCCGAGCCGUUCGAUGCGUCUGCUUUCCACUCGUCGUACUCUGACUCAGGCCUUUUUGGUGUCUACGCUAUUUCUCAGGCUCACUGUGCAGGGGAGGUGAUCAAAGCAGCUGUGGCUCAAGUGCGAGGGGUUGCGGAAGGGAAUGUUUCGGAAGCUGAUGUCGCCAGAGCCAAGGUUCAGGUGAAGUCUGAAUACCUGAUGUCCCUGGAGUGCUCUGAGGGCCUUUUGGAGGAGAUAGGCACUCAAGCUUUGAUGACAGCAACCUACCAGGCUCCCGAAACCUUCCUCCAGGCUGUGGACUCCAUCUCCAAGGAGGAUGUGGUGACGGCUGCGAAAAAGUUCACUGACGGUAAAAAGACCAUGGCGGCAAGCGGACACCUCAUCAACACACCAUUUGUGGAUGAAGUAUGAGCCCUGCAGAUGUGGGAUCAGCCUUUUUUUUUAAAUGUCGAAACAAUACGUCUGGCUGCUUGUGACGACAGAAACACCCAGACACAACCGGCCUUUUCAACCCCGAUCAUUGUUUUCCGUCAUGCAGUCGAGUAACACGCCAGCGGGAGCUCAAGAAUAAAAAGCAAUGCGCUGCUGUUUCCAUGUCCACUCAUCUGUAUAUCUCUGUAAAUUAAAGACUGUAAUAUCACUUUGUUGUCGUUUAUAGCUGUAUCGCCUCUGCGGAAUGCCAUUUCUGUAUUCAAGCAGUAGGGGGAGUCAAAUACAAAAAAAUCAGAAUUACUAUAUGGACGACCUUGUAUUUUCUUUAAACUCCCAUAAAAGACAAAUGGAAAUUAGUGCCAAUUCUAUAACAUUGCAGAAUGUUUGGCGUUUAAUUGAAUUAAUAUGUGAAUUGUUAAUAUUGCUGUUCUACUUUGUCCUUACCAUGUUGUAGUUUACUUGGAGCAACGUACUGUGAUGUACUGCACACAUGAGAAACGACGGGUCUUCCCAAAUAUUCUGCUAUAAAUAUUUAUAGAAGAAAAUCUGUGACAGACUUUUUACAGGGACAUAUUUCUACGCCAUGUUAAGUGACCUCUGAUGGGAACCAUUGCUUCAAAUUCAGGGGUGACCACCCAACUUUACCCUAAACUGCUGC